Molecule: messenger RNA, 2585 nt
Organism: Eremomyces bilateralis CBS 781.70
Lineage: Eukaryota; Fungi; Ascomycota; Dothideomycetes; Eremomycetales; Eremomycetaceae
Exons: 2
Coding region: 356-2422 (688 amino acids)
Source: RefSeq, a predicted model, not a curated record
UCAUUGAGUUUUGCGAAGGAACCCGUUUGAGGGAUAAAGUGAUCACGGAAUCGCAGUCGAACCGACAGAUAAAGCGAUAACUACCGGUACCUACUAGUUGCUACACAGCAGUGGAACGAUUGUUCAUAUCACCAAGGACAAUUCCACCAAGGACAAUUCCAUCCCGAAUGGCGUGGAACGCUAAACUGUCCUUCAUUCUCGAAUUGAAAAAAAAUUUCGCCCUAUUAUUAUCAGCAUGUUAAUUCCUCCGCGUCGGUGGAUGUUACAAUAUACUUAAACCAAGCGAUUGCGAUUCAAGACCACAAUACAGGGAGCAUAGAAGAGGUUUGGAUUUUUGGGAAGAAAAGCUGCCCUCAUGGCGAAGCUUGAAGGCCGAUCACCAUUCGCAUUCGCAAGAUGUUGGCUAUGGAUUCUGUUGUUUUUCGCGGCGGACGUCGCAUAUGGGACACCACAACGGACAGAUGCACCAGCCGAAUCACUCCUGGCACCUCCAAGUCCAACUCCCGCGCCAUCAUGUACGAAUGACUGCUUGGUCUACCAGCCAAACUUGGUCGGUUAUAUAUGGCAGCGGUAUACGGUGAACACCACCAUAACAGCAGCAACUGUAAUCACCGUCAUCAAUUCUGUCGAUAAUUCCACGGAAAUAGUGACUGAGUACGCCGAACUUCCAGCCGGUUAUACCGCACCCGAAUGGAAUUCCGACGGCACCGUCAUCUCCACAGUCACCUGGGACAAUGGUCCUUUUGGGUUAACAAGCACUGUUCUCACUUACCCAACCAGAUAUACCGACUAUCCACUCGACUACACGUGGUCAGGUAGUUUGGUAUCGACGAGCAUCAACCCCAAGGAGACUAUCAGCGGGACCUUCCCAACCUAUGAGGCAUGCAUGACAAACACCGGAAACGCAGUCCCAUUCCAAUCUCAUCCACCUGUCGAGGACUUCAUUUUCCCGAAGACCGCAUACGAUUACCCCGUCGACUUUCCCGGCGAUGACAAUGAGAAGAACCGGGAUGGCACCUUAUUUGCCCUUGUUUCAGGUGUUGUGCACCCUGGAAAAACGCAAACAUAUGUCUAUCCCACCACCUGCCCACCCAUCGACCCCUCAGCUCCUCUUCGCACAUCGACGCCGGAAUCGGAAGAUAUCUGCGAGAGACUUGCGGUGGACAGCACCAUCGGCACUGGCCCCUCGUUCUGGGACAUCGCGUUCCCCGACGAACUCCCUUUCAAGGCCUGCGGAGUGGCCGCCCGCCUGCCGAUCGCCGUUCUCAACGGCGCACUGUUUCUGACUGUGUCACACACUCGGACGGAAUUGAACUUUGAUUUUGUUCAUCAGGAAUCUUCGAUGUCCUCACUCGAUGGUCCGAAGACGCCGUCGCCGAGUCCCGCUUCGUCCACUGCGGGCCUUGAAAAUGGCGAGGAUAGCAUCGUGCAGAAUAUGAGCAGGCAAAGCGGAGUGACACGAGCGACAGGGGUGAUUAUGGUUACUUCACAAGCAGCAGGAGAUUCUAGUUCACCACAGGCUACACAAGUACCAGCAGGAGGGGACGGAGGAAUGAAUUCAGUUGGUGGAGGAGGGGCAGGCGGAGAGGGAGAGAACGCAGGGGGGUCACUGAACGAUGGAUCCGGCUCACCAGCUACCAUCACUCUGGCCGAUGGUAUUCAAAUCACCGCGAACCCCGUGCCCGUCUCCACAAAUAUCAAUGGCGUCCCCACUGCCGCGACGGGCGUCAUCAUCGGCGACUCGACGUUCCUCCCCGGCCAAACCGCCACCGUCAGCGGCGUCCCCGUCGCCAUCUCCACCGCCAAUCCCUCCUCCAACAACGGCAACCCCAGUGGCUACCUCGCCAAUCCCGCCAACAACGACAACCCCAGCGGCACCCCCGCCAACCCUUCCGGAGACUCCUCCUCCACCAACGGAGUCGGCAUCCUCAUCAUCGCUAACCCCGACACCCCCUCCGCCACCACCGCGCUCAUCCCCGCCACCCUCCCUGGCCCAAAAACCACCCUCGCCAUCAACGGCGUCACCCUCACCGCGAUUCCCUCCGCCCUCGUCAUCAGCGGCACCAUCAUCUCCCCCGGCACGCCCAUCACCCUCCCUCCCUCCUCCCCCGGCGCCGGAGGGUCCUCAACUAUAGUCCUCUACACGACCGCCGCCGCGUCCGGUGCGACGGAGUCGCUUAUUGUGGUCAAUGGCGUGACUGCGACGGUGACGGGCGCGAGCGCGAGCGCGAGCGGGAGUGGCAGGUAUGAAUGGACGGGGUUGACGGUGCCGAGCGGUACUGGUGGUGGGAGCGGGAAAACGACGGGAACAGGGACGCCGAGUGGCACGGGGACGCCAAGUAGUGGUGGAAGGAAGGGUUGGGAGAGCGGGGCAUGGUGGACGCUGGCUGCGGUGAUGGGUGGGGUGGCGGUUGGGUUGUAAUGUCUGGGACUUCAGGCGAUCCCAUUUUCUGGUUAUAUGCAUUGUGUGUGGGGUCAAAGGCGGCGCUAUUGAUAUAUGAAUGAUUUACGAGCUUUGGUUUUUUGGGUACGGUGGGUGAAGUCUUGCUCUUUGCGGCUCUACGGGUUGGUAUUGGACAUGCGAG